This is a messenger RNA of Biomphalaria glabrata, 598 nucleotides long. RefSeq lists its product as uncharacterized. The record is from RefSeq and is a predicted model, not a curated record. The transcript has 3 exons. Bases 202 to 567 code for a protein of 121 amino acids. NCBI's taxonomy places the organism in Eukaryota, Metazoa, Mollusca, Gastropoda, Planorbidae.
AUCUUUAUAAAGUGUAAAAAAAAAAAAGCUCGCCAGAAAUGACAUUCAAGUAAGACAUUUAAAUCAUAGUCAAAUGUAAAGUUUCUUUCCACUUUUUAUGACCAGGCUGCAGAUCCAUCCAAGUAUGAACUUCAUGUCAAAAUCAACAGACUCACUUAAAGGCUCAUUAACAAAACUACUGAAGUUGUUGAGAAGGAACAAAUGAUCCAUAAAAAAGAUCUUUGCUUUUUUGAGCUUCGAGCCCUUUUAGAGCGCCGUUUAGAUCCUAAUCUGACUGCUGAAAUGUCCCUGGCUAAAGCCAUAAUUAGAAAACAACGUAAGCAAAUGCAAGCACUUACAGCUGAGAUCAACAUGAAUAUUUAUGAUUUAGAACAAAAAGACAUUGAAUGCAAUAAGAAACAACAAGAACUGGAUAAAAGCAAAGCUAAAGUUGUUGUACAACAAAGAAAAUAUCUCAAUUUACAGAAAAAACCUUUACCACCAAUUGCUGUGAAGUCAAUGUCAUGUACAGGAUCCAAACUGAGAGUAUUUAAACCAACACUUCCAUUACUCCAAAUGUUCAACUAAAAUGAUGGAAUAAACAAAGCUGACAAAAUCA